GGGCAUGAUUUCUCUUUGUUUUUUCGAAUUUUGAUACGAAUUUUUUGUUCUUUUUUUGAAAUUUUUCAUGAAAAAAAAAAAAAAAAACAGAAGUGUCAUCUAGUCUUUUGCUUGUGCUUUACUUGCAACGAGAAAUUUGUGCCAGGCCACAAGUGCAAAGGUAAGGAAAUUCUUCUAUUGGAAAUUGAGGAGGAACGAGAGGAAGAAAAGCCACGGAAAGAGUCCUGGUUGCACAUGGUUAAGUGCAAUAAGCGUGGUCCUAGGAUGAUCAGGUUCACGGUUGAGAUAAAGGAUAUGUUGCUAGAGGUACUGGUGGAUAGUGGGUCGAGUUUAAAUUUUAUUGACGAGGGGAUAGCCCAGAAGCUCAAAUUGGUACCCACAAAAGUUAAGAAAUUUAGUGUCAAGGUGGCCAAUGGACAUGAGCUGCAGGGAAGUCAAUUAUUCAAGAAGGUCCCGAUAAUGGCACAGGAUCUAGAGUUGGAAAUUGAUCUUUACGCCUUACCGCUCAAAGCAACAGGCGUGGUAUUAAGAGUGCAAUGGCUCGAAACACUCGGGCCCAUUACGACCGAUUAUAGGCGAGGAAAGAUGGAGUUUGGACGACUAGGAAAGCGCAUUAA
Molecule: messenger RNA, 617 nt
Organism: Striga hermonthica
Lineage: Eukaryota; Viridiplantae; Streptophyta; Magnoliopsida; Lamiales; Orobanchaceae
Source: the annotation of a GenBank genome assembly